Molecule: messenger RNA, 1257 nt
Organism: Camelina sativa (false flax)
Lineage: Eukaryota; Viridiplantae; Streptophyta; Magnoliopsida; Brassicales; Brassicaceae
Source: RefSeq, a predicted model, not a curated record
ANCGUUGAUGCUCGUGUGAGCAAAAAUUCAACCAUGGUCGGUGUAGGAAUGUGCAUGGAAGGAAUAGAGCAGAACCCUGUGGUUUACGAGCUAACUUCUGAAAUGGCAUUUCGGGAUGAGAAAGUUGAUGUACAGAAAUGGUUGAAGAGCUAUGCACGCAGAAGAUACAUGAAAGAAAAUCAUCAAAUCGAGGCCGCUUGGGAUAUUCUCUAUCACACUGUCUACAAUUGCACUGAUGGAAUUGCGGAUCAUAACACAGAUUUCAUAGUCAAGCUUCCGGACUGGGAUCCAUCUAGUUCUAUACAAGACAAAUGGAAACAAACAGAUUCAAUCUCCACUGGCUCAUAUGAAACAAAAAGAAGAUUCUUGUUUCAAGAUAAGAGCUCUGGUUUGCCUAAGGCUCAUUUAUGGUAUUCUACAAAGGAGGUGAUCAAAGCUCUCAAGCUUUUCCUGGAAGCUGGGGAUGAUCUGUCCAGGAGCUUAACAUAUAGGUAUGACAUGGUUGAUUUGACGCGUCAAGUUUUAUCAAAGCUAGCAAACCAGGUGUAUAUAGAAGCAGUGACCGCUUUUGUAAAGCAAGAUGUCGGAAGCUUAAGACGAUUGAGUGAGAAGUAUCUUGAGAUUAUAAAGGACAUGGACGUUUUGCUUGCCUCGGAUGAUAAUUUCCUUCUGGGAACUUGGCUUGAGAGUGCAAAGAAGCUGGCCAGAAACAAUGAUGAAAGGAAACAGUAUGAGUGGAACGCGAGAACACAAGUGACGAUGUGGUAUGACUCCAAAGAUCUGAACCAGAGCAAGCUUCAUGAUUAUGCAAACAAGUACUGGAGUGGGUUACUUAAAGACUACUACCUACCCCGAGCGACGUUGUAUUUCAAUGAAAUGCUGAAAAGCUUACAAGAUAAGAAGAAAUUUAAGGUAGAAAAAUGGCGAAGAGAGUGGAUAAUGAUGUCACACAAAUGGCAACAAAGUUCAUCAGAGAUUUAUCCGGUAAAGGCAAAAGGAGAUGCCUUAGCUAUCUCAAGGCAUCUAUUGUGUAAAUACUUCCCAUGAGUUGUUUGCUCAAGAUUUAGCUUAAAAGAAUGAAAUAAAAUGAAUAAGGGGCUGGGUUUCUAACUUCUGCCUGAGAUAAAAUUGACAUUUGGGUAUAUUUGAGAGUUAGGAGUCUGUUGUGUUAGCGUUAGAGACUCGGUGAAGGCGAGUAAAGGUUGUAACAACAAACUCUGCUUCAUCUCUUCCAAUAAAGAUUUACUUGUCUCCAUA